CCGCUGUGCACCAUGCACAUCACCCAGCUCAACCGCGAGUGCCUGCUACACCUCUUCUCCUUUCUGGACAAGGACAGCAGGAAGAACCUUGCCAGGACCUGCCCCCAGCUCCAGGAUGUGUUUGAGGACCCCGCACUCUGGCCCCUGCUGCACUUUCGUUCCCUCACAGAACUCAAGAAGGACAACUUCCUCCUGAGCCCGGCGCUCAGGAGCCUCUCCAUCUGCUGGCACUCCAGCCGCGUGCAGGUGUGCAGCAUCGAGGACUGGCUCAAGAGCGCCCUCCAGAGGAGCAUCUGCAGCCGGCACGAGAGCCUAGUCAGUGAUUUCCUCCUCCAGGUGUGCGACAGGUGCCCCAACCUGGCAUCCGUCACGCUCUCGGGCUGCGGCCACGUCACCGACGACUGCCUGGCGCGACUGCUGCGCUCCUGCCCGCGCCUGCGCGCGCUGCGCCUGGAGAACUGCGCGCGCGUCACCAACCGCACGCUGACGGCCGUGGCGGCGCACGGGCGGGCGCUGCAGACGCUGCACGUGGACUUCUGCCGCAACGUGAGCGCGGCCGGCCUGCGCCGCUUGCGCACCGCGUGCCCGCGCCUGACGCUGCGCGCCGAGCACAGCGCGGCCAUGAUCCCCGAUCAGCCCCCGCGCGGCCUGCGUUCGCCCGGCGCUGCCCUCCGCAAGCAGCUUCUGCGCUAGGCCGGCCGGGCCGUGGCUGGGACACCGGCCCUGGGCCUCCGAGCGGGAGGAGUGGCCUGCAUUGAACAACAGCCCCUAGACAGCCGCCACAUUCUCAGCCAAGACGGGGAUACGAGCGCCUCCCCCACACUACGAUUUUAUACAUUGGCUGAGUGCAAGAUUUGAUGGCCAGAUGCUUGGAGAACACUCGGGUGUUUCUCACUAAACACCAGCACCCUUCCCUGUCUCCCCUAAGCACCCGGUUCUCCGCCUGGCGCUGGGCGAGAGCCCUUAGCCCAUACUCCACCGCUGAGGUUGCAGUUGAGGGGGGGUCUAAAUAACAGCCGUGGGGAGGCGUGGCCGCUCGGAGCUACCCGGGGGCGCGUCUCCGUGCUGCACCAGCGGGAGAAGGGGAGGCACCCCGGGCACAGGGCGCUAGAGAGCCAUCGAACGGGUUACCUAGAGGCUUUGCUCCGCGCCCACCCCAGACCGCUAGCCUUUCAUCUGUCAGAUGCAUUCCUAGCAGUGACUACAAACGCGAUUCUACAAAAUUCGCUUGUUGCUGUGAUUUUUUCAUAAACUGGAUUGUUAUCCUUAUUUUCUACCGUCCUCCCAUCAUAAAGGGAAACAAUCAUUGGAAAAACCCAAAGUAAAGAC
Molecule: messenger RNA, 1329 nt
Organism: Balaenoptera acutorostrata (minke whale)
Lineage: Eukaryota; Metazoa; Chordata; Mammalia; Artiodactyla; Balaenopteridae
Gene: FBXL22
Product: F-box and leucine rich repeat protein 22
Exons: 2
Coding region: 13-693 (226 amino acids)
Biological process (GO): SCF-dependent proteasomal ubiquitin-dependent protein catabolic process
Cellular component (GO): SCF ubiquitin ligase complex
Molecular function (GO): protein binding
Source: RefSeq, a predicted model, not a curated record